Molecule: messenger RNA, 125 nt
Organism: Funneliformis caledonium
Lineage: Eukaryota; Fungi; Glomeromycota; Glomeromycetes; Glomerales; Glomeraceae
Source: the annotation of a GenBank genome assembly
AUGUCACCUCAUUAUAUUAGUGUAAUAGAUAAAUAUUUUAGCCAAUUCGAUGUUUGUAGAUUGGCUGAAUUAAAGCGGAAGAUAAGGCAUCAUAAUGAUGCUAAUAAUCUGAAUUCUGCCUUAAU